CCCCUCCUCCUCACUCCUCGCUCUCCAGCGCUGCGGCCACCGGAGCGCUCCAGGGGUCUGCGCCCGUCUGCUCUGCCCCAGACCUGCCGGCGAAGGGUGCUGGGGAGGAGCUCCUGGGCAUAGCUAGGUUUUUUAUAUGCAUUCUGGAAAUUUGAACUCCGGCCCUCAUGCUUGUUCAGCAACUGUUGUUACCCACUGAGCCAUCUUCCUUGCACCAAGAAUAUCUUAAUAGUGUCAAAACAUUGCCUCCAUUAUAAAGAUGUCUCAAAUUUAAACUCUGAUGAAAGUUACCUAUUUUGCUGUUCUGAAACCCAGGACUUUGAGGAUGCUAGGUUUCUGAACUUGUUCAUGGCUGAAUUUUUAAAAAAUAUAUUCAAGAUUUCCUGUUAUGAAAUUUUAUGCCAGCGUGGCUUCAUUCAUACAGAUGAACCAAGCAUUGGGAUAGCAGUAUAAAAUUAGAAUCAGACAGCUGACUGCUCAGCAGGAUGCCAUCAACUAACAGAGCAGGCAGUCUAAAGGACCCUGAAAUUGCAGAGCUCUUCUUCAAAGAAGAUCCGGAAAAGCUCUUCACAGAUCUCAGAGAAAUCGGCCAUGGGAGCUUUGGAGCAGUAUAUUUUGCACGAGAUGUGCGUACUAAUGAAGUGGUGGCCAUCAAGAAAAUGUCUUAUAGUGGAAAGCAGUCUACUGAGAAAUGGCAGGAUAUUAUCAAGGAAGUCAAAUUUCUACAAAGGAUAAAACAUCCCAACAGUAUAGAAUACAAAGGCUGCUAUUUACGUGAACACACAGCAUGGCUUGUAAUGGAAUAUUGUUUAGGAUCUGCUUCAGAUUUAUUAGAAGUUCAUAAAAAGCCAUUACAAGAAGUGGAAAUAGCAGCAAUUACACAUGGUGCUCUCCAGGGAUUAGCUUAUUUACAUUCUCAUACCAUGAUCCAUAGAGAUAUCAAAGCAGGGAAUAUCCUUCUGACAGAACCAGGCCAAGUGAAACUUGCUGACUUUGGAUCUGCUUCCAUGGCCUCCCCUGCCAAUUCUUUUGUGGGAACACCAUAUUGGAUGGCCCCAGAAGUAAUUUUAGCCAUGGAUGAAGGACAAUAUGAUGGCAAAGUUGAUGUAUGGUCUCUUGGAAUAACAUGUAUUGAAUUAGCCGAGAGGAAGCCUCCUUUAUUUAAUAUGAAUGCAAUGAGUGCCUUAUAUCACAUAGCCCAAAAUGAAUCCCCUACACUACAAUCUAAUGAAUGGUCUGAUUAUUUUCGAAACUUUGUAGAUUCUUGUCUCCAGAAAAUCCCUCAAGAUCGCCCUACAUCAGAGGAACUUUUAAAGCACAUGUUUGUUCUUCGAGAGCGCCCUGAAACAGUGUUAAUAGAUCUUAUUCAAAGGACAAAGGAUGCAGUAAGAGAGUUGGACAAUCUGCAGUAUCGAAAGAUGAAGAAACUCCUUUUCCAAGAGGCACAUAAUGGGCCAGCGGUAGAAGCACAGGAAGAAGAGGAGGAGCAAGAUCAUGGUGUUGGCCGGACAGGAACAGUGAAUAGUGUUGGAAGUAAUCAGUCUAUCCCCAGUAUGUCUAUCAGUGCCAGCAGCCAAAGCAGCAGUGUUAAUAGUCUUCCAGAUGCAUCGGAUGACAAGAGUGAGCUAGACAUGAUGGAGGGAGACCAUACAGUAAUGUCUAACAGUUCUGUUAUCCACUUAAAACCUGAGGAGGAAAAUUACCAAGAAGAAGGAGAUCUUAGAACAAGAGCAUCAGAUCCACAGUCUCCACCUCAAGUGUCUCGUCACAAAUCACAUUAUCGUAAUAGAGAACACUUUGCAACUAUACGAACAGCAUCACUGGUUACAAGACAGAUGCAAGAACAUGAGCAGGAUUCUGAACUUAGAGAACAGAUGUCUGGUUACAAGCGGAUGAGGCGACAGCAUCAAAAGCAGCUAAUGACUUUGGAAAAUAAACUGAAGGCAGAGAUGGACGAACACCGGCUGAGAUUAGACAAAGAUCUUGAAACUCAGCGUAACAAUUUUGCUGCAGAAAUGGAAAAACUUAUUAAGAAACACCAAGCUGCUAUGGAAAAAGAGGCUAAAGUGAUGGCCAACGAGGAGAAAAAAUUCCAGCAACACAUUCAGGCUCAACAGAAAAAAGAACUGAAUAGCUUUUUGGAGUCUCAAAAAAGAGAAUAUAAACUUCGAAAAGAGCAGCUUAAGGAGGAGCUGAAUGAAAACCAGAGCACACCUAAAAAAGAAAAGCAGGAAUGGCUUUCAAAGCAGAAGGAGAAUAUACAACAUUUUCAGGCAGAAGAAGAAGCUAAUCUUCUUCGCCGUCAAAGGCAGUAUCUAGAGCUAGAAUGUCGUCGCUUCAAAAGAAGAAUGUUACUUGGGCGACACAACUUGGAACAGGACCUUGUCAGGGAGGAGUUAAACAAAAGGCAGACUCAAAAGGACUUGGAACAUGCAAUGCUACUGCGACAGCAUGAAUCCAUGCAAGAACUGGAGUUUCGCCACCUCAACACUAUUCAGAAGAUGCGCUGUGAGUUGAUCAGACUGCAGCAUCAAACUGAGCUCACUAACCAGCUGGAAUACAAUAAGAGAAGGGAACGGGAACUAAGGCGAAAACAUGUCAUGGAAGUUCGACAACAACCUAAGAGUUUGAAGUCUAAAGAACUCCAAAUAAAAAAGCAGUUUCAGGAUACCUGCAAAAUUCAAACCAGACAGUACAAAGCAUUAAGGAAUCACCUACUGGAGACUACACCAAAGAGUGAGCACAAAGCUGUUCUGAAAAGACUCAAGGAGGAACAGACUCGGAAGUUAGCCAUCUUGGCUGAGCAGUAUGAUCAUAGCAUUAAUGAAAUGCUCUCCACACAAGCUUUGCGUUUGGAUGAAGCACAGGAAGCAGAAUGCCAGGUUUUGAAGAUGCAGCUGCAGCAGGAACUGGAGCUGUUAAAUGCAUAUCAGAGCAAAAUCAAGAUGCAGGCUGAGGCCCAACAUGAUCGAGAACUUCGAGAGCUGGAACAGAGGGUCUCCCUUCGCAGAGCACUCUUAGAGCAAAAGAUUGAAGAAGAGAUGUUGGCUUUGCAGAAUGAACGAACAGAACGAAUACGUAGCCUGCUUGAGCGUCAAGCCAGAGAAAUUGAAGCAUUUGACUCUGAAAGCAUGAGAUUAGGUUUUAGUAACAUGGUCCUUUCUAAUCUCUCCCCUGAGGCAUUCAGCCACAGCUACCCAGGAGCUUCUAGUUGGUCUCACAAUCCUACUGGAGGUCCAGGACCUCACUGGGGUCAUCCCAUGGGUGGCACACCACAAGCUUGGGGUCAUCCGAUGCAAGGUGGACCCCAACCAUGGGGUCAUCCCUCAGGGCCAAUGCAAGGGGUACCUCGAGGUAGCAGUAUGGGAGUCCGCAAUAGCCCCCAGGCUCUGAGGCGGACAGCUUCUGGGGGACGGACGGAACAGGGCAUGAGCAGAAGCACGAGUGUCACUUCACAAAUAUCCAAUGGGUCACACAUGUCUUACACAUAAUAAUUGAAAGUGGCAAUUCCGCUGGAGCUGUCUGCCAAAAGAAACUGCCUACAGAAAUCAUCACAGCAGCCUCCUCACUUGGGUACUACCGUGUGGAAGCUGUACAUAUGGUAUAUUUUAUUCGUCUUUGUAAAGCGUUAUGUUUUGUGUUUACUAAUUGGGAUGUCAUAGUAUUUGGCUGCCGGGGUUUUUGUGGUCGGCUUUUGUUUUUAUUUUAACUUUUGGAAAAAUUUUAAAGUGGAAAUAGAUAAAUAUUUCAUGUAUGUGGCAAAAAAAAAAUUGGCUUAAUUAGAAGGGGUAUUAUCUGAACAAUAUAAAAAUAAAAUGAAGCAAACUAAUCUGAAUCAUCACUUUAGGGUAUCCAUAGCCUAAGAAAUUUGUUGGAAGAUCUAAAGCCUUCCUUCAUAUUCCAAACUCUGUGAGUCACUGACAGCAGGCAGCAUCCAUGCUGAAACACAUUCUUACUGAAAUAUACCUCCACUCCUCACCAGUGUGUUUUCUUUAUUUAUGAAUUGAUCUGAUUUCUCAACCUCAUUUGGACUAAAAGAGACCAUGAACAUUAAAAGAUUGCAUUUACCUUUUCAGUGGUAGAAAAUCAUUUAGUUCUUUGCUAAGUGCUUCAGAAGUUUGUCAGAUUUUGUAGGUUGUAUCAUAAGAUGGAGUUGCUUAAGGAGAUCAUAAGCUGUAUGGCUAUUGCACUAACAAACCUGUGAGCUUUCAGAGAGAAAACCUAGAGGGCCAGAGGGCACCCUGAAAAUUCCUGUGAUAGGAAUGUACAGCAGGGAGAAGGAGAUAAAGCCUAUAUAGCCUGACAUUUUGUUUCUUGAACAAUAUCUCAUCUGACCCAAACUGUAAGACCCUAAAACAGCACCUUUGCUUUGUUUGUACAAAAAUGAAGACAUAUAGCCAACAUAAAGCAAAUGCCAGAGGUAUUGAAUGAUGCCAAUUUGUGAACUGCCAUCUGUUAAAAUAUUCAUCACACUACAUAGACAUAAUUUUAUUAUCCCCUUUUUAGCUUAUGGGAUUUCCUGUUUACAAAUAGCAAUAGUCAAUUAUUUAAAUACUUAGUUGCCACCAGGAGUCACUGAGCCAAUGACUACCAGCUGCUGACUAAUCUUCACACUGUAGUUAUUGCUUCAUUUGUAGGUCCUCUGUGCUUAAUCGCUGUUUUUGUUGCUGUAGUACCUUACAAAUCCUUAAUUCAUUGAGACGUAGUGACCAUCUGAGUUCAUGUUAAUAUCACAUAAUAGCAAAUUCCCUUUCAGAAGUCUCUAGCUUUAGUGCUAAAAUACUACUGAGAAAGAAACUAGGUAGUUUGCUGAAUGAAAGAAAACAAAAAUUGAAGAUAUUAUAUAGUGGUCAGGAACCACUAACAUCUGGGGAGUAUGCUUUAUCUGUUCUUCAAUGAAGGAUCACUCCAGUGGUCUUCAUCAACAUUAGUUAAUAUCCUAUUGUUUGUGUGGAGCCUGAGUUGGUGGUAUCCUAGGGCCAAUGCCCUCUUUUAGUGAGAGGCCAGAGUUUAUUUUAUAAGUUAUUGUCCUGCUCCCUUUUCAUUUGUAUUGAGCUCUUGCUACUAACUUUGGGUCCUGCUUUUCAUUUAGGUAGAAGGUAAGCAUUCUCUUCAUCAUAAUUAGAACAAAACUAGUGACCAAAUUGUCAUCUGCUACUGUGGAAGUUCUUGGUUUUCUUAACCACAUCUCAUGUCUUGUCCAGAUAAUGUCAGUCCAUUCUCCAUGACUUACCCCCUUCAGAAGUUUUUGACACUAAUUAAAAGAAAAAUUAGAAUAGGGUGUGGUAGCAAAUGCCUAUAACCCCAGCAUUUAGGAGGCAGGGUUGGAAACUCAGGUUCAAGGCUGCCUUCAAGUGUCUCAAGAAAGGUCACACAAACUUCUAGGGACAGUUUUAAAUAUAUUCCCCAUCCAUUUUUUGAGGUAAACUUAACUUGCUAUAGCUAAUAAAAAGGGCUUUUCUUUUAGGUUUUUUUGUUUUUGGUUUUUUUUUGUUGUUGUUGUUGUUGUUGUUGUUCAAAAUACUAUUAAAGAGUUUCAAACAAAUUGAGAAUUAUCUGUUUGGAGGAAAUAAGGGAAAGCUUUAGAGAUUAGUAGGCCAUUCAAAACUAUAAAAGAAUAUCAUCUUUAAAAACCAUUCUGGCAACUAUCUGCUACCAGAAGGUUGAAUUGAGAAAGCAUAUCAGAUGUGUGCAAGACAUUUCUUCAAACUACUACCAAAAACACAUUUUAUCACCCAUUGUCACUUGGUCAAAUUUAGUUACUGAGUCCAUUUUGAUAAUAAUGCACUCAUACUAGUUUGAUUGAAUACUAUCUGUCCUGUCCAAUAAGGAUUUCUAAUUGUGUGGCACCCAGUUCUUCCAUGUAGGUCAUUAUAACCUGAAUUAUACCAUCAAUUGAGUUAAAAUGCGUGAAGUUGCACAAUGAUUAAAAUGAAUAGGUUUGUGUUUAUAACCUAUAAUAACUCUAGUGGAAUCAUGUACACAGCAGGAAUUGACACAGUAAAAACUGGUAGCAGGAAAUUUUGACAGCGUUUGAAAUGCCUUGAAAAUCAGGGCAGGUACUUUAUGAGGGGGAAAAAAAAACAAAAAUGUCAACAUUUGGCCAAAUUAAUACUACCUCCUCCCCAGUGAUUGGUAUUCACUCAUUAUAUAUGUGUUUAAGAAAAUGAAAGCAUGGAGAAUUUGUUUAGCACACCAGAAGUUGUAGAUCUAUAUCUGGUAUCCAGAACCCGACGGGGAGAUGGUUCUUGUUCUCCCUUUUUUUGGGUCAGCAUUUUAAAAAUGCAAAGCCUCAUAUGUUGAGACAUUUUAUUCCUAAUUAGAUUCCCUGCCCUUUGCACAUAACUUUUCUUUUAAACUUAGUUCUAACCCUAAAUUUUGACAUCAGAAAGUGUUUGCACUGUAUAAACAAUGUUAGCUGAAAGCAUGUUUAUUUUUUUUAAAGAGCUUCUGCUCUUCUGCACAUUUCCAUAUCUAGAGAUGAAGAGUCCUGAAUUUGAAGUCACACCCACAGGUGAAACACAGCCUGAAGUCAAGGCCUUGCUAGUAAGUGGAGCUUUGUACAUAGUCAUUAUGAUUUUUUGGCUGCCCGGACAUCAAGUAAACAUAACACUAAAGAAACUGUCUGGAGAUCCCAUUCUGCUACUACUACUAAUUUUUCUGUACAUCCUUUUCAAAAAUUGAAAACUUUUUCAGAUCAUAAGGCAGAAUUUAGUAAUUUUGUGCUUCUGUAAAUGUCUAGCAUUUUAAACAUAGAUAACAUUGUUUUGGACACUGGAAUAAUAUGAUUUAUUUUCACCUAUAAAAAUGACUUUAUUGUACUUGAACACCUUUGCAUUUCUCCAUUUGUGCCAUUUACAAGUGGAAAUAAAUUUUAUUAUACCAUGAUCUACUGGCGUUUUAAAACUGUUACAUGUGCACAUUUUGGGUAUAGCUAUUUUCAUUUGUAUGUAUAUAUUGUAUAUACAUAUGAGUGUCUAUAUGUGUGUAUAGAUGGAUUGGUAUAACUCAUUCUAAACAUGUAUGCCAGGGCUCUAGUUUUAUUGUUCCCAUACCACCCACCCUCCAGCCCCAUGUUACAGCAAGACUGUGUGGUAUUAAAGAGUGAGUAUUCUGGGUUGGUACUUAAGAGAGGGUGAUAAGUAGAUGCAAUCUCUUUUCCCCCUUAGCACUUGUAUGGAUGAGGAGAAGGUUAGGUAAAGUAUGAAACUAUAAAUUACAGUGCAGUAAAUUGUGCUAGGGAAGAAGCCAGUUACUGUUUAAGUUUGUUUUACAAUGCAAUAACUAAAAGAUGCAAGCUGCAGAGAAAAAUGAACUCUGCAAAGAACACUGGUAGUAAUCAUUCUGCAAAGGUUAAGAGAGCCACUGAGUCACAGUCUUCAUGGACUUUUUGGAUUUCUUAGUGUUGGUACCGUGAUUCUCAUUUACUUUUUACUCUUAAUACUAAUACUUGCGUGUUUUACUGAGGAUCAAAACUGCCAAGAAAGAAAUUACAACUAAAACAUAUCUAAGGUUCCUAAACUGUAAAAUGAGCAGGAGAUGAUCAUUGGGAGAGAAAGUAUACUGGUUGGAAGGGAGGGCUGUCUCCUUUUAACUUCUUGUUGCUAAUAAUAAGUUCUUUAUGCACCUUCUACCCCUUCUGAGCCACUACCAUUCAAGCAGAGAUUUGGUCUAACACAACACACCUUUCUUACUUUUGCUUCUUUUCUUUUGAGACACGUACCCUUUCUGAUUGGAUAAUUGAUGUUUAGCCAAGGCUGCCCUCAAAUUCCUAGCAAUCUUUCUGUAAGCCUCUCAAGUACUGGACAUUACAGGCAUGAACCACCAUGCCUAUAACCUAUAGGCACAGCAACCCAUCCUUUUGUAGGUUUUAUAGUUCUCCAUUUAUCUCGUGUUCAGAAUGUGAAGUGUCCUAAUGUGUGUUAAAGUUAGAAAAUAAUAUAUUUAAGGUAUAUUAAGUAUGAAUCUGCUAUAAUGAUGAAAGAAAUUCUCACUUCUUAAAUAGUCUUUCAAGGAGCAUUGGGCUGUCAUCUUCGAGCUGCUUAUCAAAAUACAGAUCAUUAUUGAAUAUAAAAAAUUUCUGUUUUAUUUUGUCCCUAAUAACAGGAGAUUCCCUUCCAUGGUUUUAGCAUUGCCUUUUUAAAAAGGCACUCACCCUGAGUUGUUAAGAACUGGAAAUUUCCCACCCUCAGAUUCCUUCAAGGAUGAAGAGUGUUCUGUACCCUCAGCAUAUGUGCCUCUUGUAUGCAAGGACUACUGAUUGAAGUCUGUUUUGCUGUCUGGUUAUGUCGUCUGCACUUUUAUGAAAUCACUACAGUAGAUCUACGUUGGAAAUAAUUUGUAAAGAAAUUUUUAUUAAACACUGUAGAAAAAGUGAAGCUGAGAACUCUUUUGUGCAUUUAUAUUUCCUACUGAAUUCUGGUAGGCCACUUUAAAGUUGUAUUGACUUUUUUUCCUCUUUGAUUAUAUUCAGAUUUCCAAGCAAGUGCUGGCCUUCAGAUCAUAAGUGUAAGAAAUAUGCAUCAUAUCUGCCUAUUGCAGGCUUCUGAAACUUGCACUGCCCAUCCAUGCAAAAAUAAAUAUCUUAAAUAAAAGCAGAGAGCAAAAACUGGGGAGCCAUGUACUAUGUCACCACAUUUGUUAACUGUUUCCAGCAAUCCAAACUGGGGUUGUGUGUGUGUGUGUGUGUGUGUGUGUGUGUUUGUGUAUGUGUAUUGGGGGGUUUUGUUUUUCUUUGCUUCUAAAUACACAAGGGGUUCUUCUUUAAAUAGAGGAAAAGUUUAAUCCUCUCCAGCCGGAUGCCCACUGGAUAUAAUAAUAUUAACAUCUGUAGGUAGUUGGAAGUAUAGAGAGAAGGUAAGAUUUCUCAAUGAAUGAAAGGGUGUCUUGAUGCUCAAGAGUCCCCACCCCCAAAGUACGGGUAAUUCAACCUGCACAGUUUCCUUUUCACUCGUAGUUUAACAAUUAUGAGCGAAAAAUCAUGUAAUUAUCUGUAAAUAUGUAGCUAACAAAUUGACCUAGUUUCUGUACUUUUUUUGGUUUUGUAUUAAAGGUUAUAGGUCUGUGCCAGCUUAGAGAGGAGUUGCUGUCAUUGCUAGUUGUGCUUCUAGCAUUUAACCUUGAAACCAUCCUAGGUGACAUUUUAGAAUUAAUGCUUAAGUGUUGUUAAAUGGGGACAUGGAGCUUAAUCAUUGGUCAGGUUUGAAAUCCUUUGAAGCUAAGUAAUUUUAUUUAAUAUGAUUACAUGUUGUCAUAAGUGAGGUGUAGGGAGUCUCCCUCUCCCAGUGGCCAUGUUUACAGAGUGUUGUCUGUAAAGUGCAAGUGUGUUAAUGUUCAUGUAAAUUAUGCAGGUGGUAACUUUAUGGUUUGGGACUGUUUAUGGGCUCUUUUAACUGAAUUUUCAAAUGAAAUGAACUAUGCUUAUUGCUGGCACAUUGAUCCCAUUUCUGGAACAUUUCCUACUUCCAGAAUUCCGUAUGUUCCUUAGACAUUACCCCCACUUAACCUCCCUUCCUCUGAUAUGCCUUGUAGCUAAGAUUUAAAAGACUGUUGAACAUAGAUGAGGGGAAUGCAUUUCUUAAAAAUCCAUGAACCCUCAAUUGUAUGCUUUCAGUAUUGUGUUACAUGUUUCUAUGGCAACUUUGAAGUCAGUGGUUUAGAAAUGAGAUACCAAUGUUAAUGAAAAGUAUGUACUCUUUGCUUUUGCAUGGCUUGGCUUAGUAUCCAAGGUAUAUUAGAGCCACUUGAAAGCAUGAAGACCAGUUAUAUGGAAACAGGUUUCUCUCAGUGGCCCAUUUUGCUUUUUCUUAGCCCUCAAAUACAUUGCCUCGGCAUGAACAUUAUUGUUAAUAUAAAUUGCACAUGGUCAUCGAGCGAAUUAUAAAGUUUUGAAAAGAUGCAGCUGCCCAGUAUUUACAGUUUUGGUUGGUCUCUAUCUCCAAUAACAGUGUAGGUGUUAGGACCCUUGUGGCCCUUCUUGGGGUCAGUUUAUCGGUUUAUCAAGGAGGGCAUUGGCUACCCCUGAGGUAUUGCCACGCUGUUGUCUUUGCUGCCCGUUCAAUCCACAUGUGCUGUUGUCCUUCUUCACUCCAUACUCCAUACUCUGAAAGAAACCAUCACCCUUCCUUUUUUUUUUUUUUUUUUUUUGGUCUUUUAUUACACAUUAAAUGAGAAUUGUGCCUAUUUAGAUUGCCCCUCCAGUUAAAUACAUCUGUAAUCCAAGCCAGAGAUAAGAUGGAAGAACAUUUUUUUUCAAGUUUACUUGGCCAAUAACUUAUCUAACAAACUGUUUUACCACAUUGUCUUGACACUUGAUAGAAGAGCCUAUUAGGAGUCACCGUGGUUUCGUAGAGUAAAACUCAAGUGAGGAGGGAUGUGUGGGGUUUCCAUCAGGACGUAAUUUUGUUCUUGGUUUACUCUUUAUGAUCCUUCUCUGCUAGUUUAGGAUAGUUUUGUUUUUUUUUAAUUUUUUUUUAGGGAAAUUUUUACAAAAUAAUGGUCUGAUGUAAAUACCAUUUUAAAGUACACUGCACAUAACUCCCUAGGCUGUUCCAACCUGACUAUUUGUAAAUGCUUUAGAGUUUUUAAAUUAACACUUCUGUUGCUAAAUACUAUUUAUGUAAGUCUGAAAAGGUUUUUAACCCAUAUACAACAUUUAAAUAAUGCAGGUUAUUAUGAGCAAGUUAGCUUUGAGAACCCCUCCUUUUAGUAUAUGAAAAAGCCUAAUGCGCAUUAAUAAGGUCAGAGAGACUAUGAGAAAUAUGUAUAGUGUAUAUUUUAAACAGCUUUGCUUGUAUUGUGAAGAUUUAAGAACAAACUUGAGAUGUUUAAACUAUUAACACAGUUUUAACAUAAGUUAUCCCACUGGGUUUAAAAGCAUCUUGAAUGUAUAACCCUCUGUAACCCAGGCUGGUUUUUGCUUUUACUGAACCAUCCAAACCUUAUUUAUAUUUUUAGUUUUGUGUACUCAUUUUUUUUUGUUUUCCUCAAACAGCAUGUUGUUGUUGAGGUUUUUUGUUUUGUUUUUGUUUGGGGUUUUUUUUUUUUUUUUUUUUUUGCACAUGUAGAAAUUUUUUAAAAGAAGGAAAUUAAUACAUGAUUUUUCUCUAGAUUUUCCUCAGUCUUUGUACUAACCUCUUAAAAACCGUGGCAUUCCAUUUGCUUUAUUUGUGCAAAUGCCAGGGUUGGUUUUUAUUUUUAUUUUUGCUAUUUACCUAAAAGAGAGAGAGAGAGAGACAAUGCUUCAGUCAAUUGCUUUUUUAUUUAAAAUUUAAAGAAAAAAAAAGAAAAAAAAAAGCUGUAACCUUAUCAUUUCUGAGUAGACCAUUGAGAGAAAUGCACACCUGUCAGCCCAGGACCAGCUUUGGUGGCUAAAGGGAAUAUUUUAACUACCCAAGAUGUUCUGUACAAAACAUGGUAUAUGUUAUCCACAGUCCAUUUCAGAUAUUCCCACAAGUCAGGUCCAGUUAAAUGAGGGUUAUCAGCUAACUGAUAUGUUAUCAUUGAGGUUCGUCAAUGAAUUUGUACAUUUCUAGUUCCCUUUGCUGAAGGGAAAAAUGAUGAUUUUGCAAGACCUAGAUUUUGGCUUGGUUUCUUGCCUCCUUUUUUGGCAGCCUUCAUCUUUUCCUAAAGCCCUUGAGCCUGUAGGGUUUUCAUAGUGGACAAAGGACUUAAAUGGUCUUUUAAAACUGGGAUAGUUUUGGGGGAAAGGGCAAGAGAUUAUCAUAUUGAACAGUAUCCCAAUACUUUUAACAGUGGAUAAUAUUGAGUAAACCCGGUCCUUUCAAUUUUUAGACUAAACAGAUGCCCACAGUGGAGGCUUACCAAAGGCUGCAAUGAGGAAGAAGCCUCCCCUCACUGUCAGCACCGGCUGAGAAGGUGACUGUGCAGGUGUGCAUUUUCCUUUUGGUAGCAAUGGUCCACAGCACUAACUGGUAAGGCUUAUUGUACAGUACAUUGUCAGUACUCUUCUGGUUCAGCAUACCUUAUAGUUCGUAUAUAACCUGGAGUCAUUGUAUAGAUUGUGCAUUUAAAGCUGUUACCAAGUUGUCAGAACUUUAAGAACGAAAACAGGUCAUAUGUAAUAUUUUGUUUGUAAGUAUCCUUUGUAUCAUAGCAAAGGAAAUGUUUAAAAGAUCAGCUGUAAUAAAAGUAAUUUUAGUACACAAA
Molecule: messenger RNA, 12168 nt
Organism: Apodemus sylvaticus (European woodmouse)
Lineage: Eukaryota; Metazoa; Chordata; Mammalia; Rodentia; Muridae
Gene: Taok1
Product: TAO kinase 1
Exons: 22
Coding region: 486-3491 (1001 amino acids)
Biological process (GO): execution phase of apoptosis; protein phosphorylation
Molecular function (GO): protein kinase activity; ATP binding
Source: RefSeq, a predicted model, not a curated record